This is a messenger RNA of Lemur catta (Ring-tailed lemur), 2052 nucleotides long. It is a transcript of the gene ITM2C, whose product is annotated as integral membrane protein 2C. Bases 125 to 934 code for a protein of 269 amino acids. Gene Ontology annotation, molecular function: amyloid-beta binding. Lineage: Eukaryota; Metazoa; Chordata; Mammalia; Primates; Lemuridae. Gene Ontology annotation, cellular component: plasma membrane; extracellular exosome; Golgi apparatus. The transcript has 6 exons. The record is from RefSeq and is a predicted model, not a curated record. Gene Ontology annotation, biological process: negative regulation of amyloid precursor protein biosynthetic process.
CGCCAGCAGGGUCCAAACUUCCGGUGCCUGCAGCGCUCGGAGCGGCGGUUGCACGGAGAGAGGCUGCACCGGAGGAGGCUGCACCGGCAGAGGCUGCGGGGCUGACGCGCAGGCAGGCGCAGCCAUGGUGAAGAUCAGUUUCCAGCCCGCCGUGGCCGGCAUCAAGGGCGACAAGGCCGACAAGGCUUCGGCGUCGGCCGCGGCCCCGGCGCCUGCCCCGGCCGCCGAGAUCCUGCUGACGCCGGCUAGGGAGGAGCAGCCCCCCUGCCACCGCUCCAAGAAGGGGAGCUCAGUGGGCGGCGUGUGCUACCUGUCGAUGGGCAUGGUCGUGCUGCUCAUGGGCCUGGUGUUCGCCUCGGUCUACAUCUACAGAUACUUCUUCCUUGCUCAGCUGGCCCGAGACAACUUCUUCCGCUGCGGUGUGCUCUACGAGGACUCCCUGUCCUCCCAAGUCCGCACUCAGAUGGAGCUGGAGGAGGACGUGAAGAUCUACCUGGAAGAGAACUAUGAGCGCAUCAAUGUCCCUGUGCCCCAGUUUGGCGGCGGCGACCCUGCAGACAUCAUCCACGACUUCCAGCGGGGUCUGACCGCCUACCACGACAUCUCCCUGGACAAGUGCUACGUCAUUGAACUCAACACCACCAUCGUGCUGCCCCCACGCAACUUCUGGGAGCUCCUCAUGAAUGUGAAGAGAGGGACCUAUCUCCCACAGACGUACAUCAUCCAGGAGGAGAUGGUGGUCACGGAGCACAUCAGUGACAAGGAGGCCCUGGGCUCCUUCAUCUACCACCUGUGCAACGGGAAGGACACCUACCGGCUGCGGCGCCGGGCUACCCGGAGGCGGAUCAGCAAGCGUGAGGCCAAGCACUGCAACGCCAUCCGCCACUUUGAGAACACCUUCGUGGUGGAGACGCUCAUCUGCGGGGUGGUGUGAGGCCCUCCCCACCCCCUGCCCCUGCCCAGUUCCUUUCUCCUCCUUUCUGGCCUCUUCUGGCCCUCCUGCUUCCCCUCGCUUAGCUUGUACUUUGGUCGCCUUUCUGUAGAUGUGACGUGUCUCACCUUUCCAGCCCUGCCCGCUUCCCUGUACCAGAGCUGUGACCUCUCGUGGCCCCCACCUCUGCUGACCUCCUGGUGGCGGGGAGGGAGGGGCCCCCCAAGAGGGUUUCUGUGCCCCACCACCUGGAAGUCGGGUCCUCGGGCCCAGGCCCACAGCUGUGCGGGCAGCCCAGGGGCAGGUCUGGAUGGGCAGCCAGGCCUGGGCGAGGUGGGGGAGGGCUGGGAGGAGUGGCUUGGGCUUCAGAGACACCCGCACACUUGGGAAAGUCCCAAAAAGCUUGUCCUCAGAUGGCACGCUUCCUCCGCUGUCCCUAUUCCUAGGCGUGGGCUUGGCCUAAGGAUGGGGGGUGUGCCAGGAAUGGAAUGGACCCACCAGAGCACAAGGGAAGGUGGCUGUCCUGGGGGCUCCCGGGACACCUGUCAGUGCCUUCAGCCCACCAGCAGGAGCCUGGGACGUGGGGGGUGGGGAAGAGUCUGUCAAGCACAAUCGUUCUCCGAGUGGAACCAAAGAAGCAAGGAGCCGGGGCCCCCAGCCCUGGCCCCCCAGGAGCACAAUCGGGGUCCCCACAGCUAGGCCAGAGCAGUGGGGUGCCGCGGAGGCGCAGCGGGUGGAGAUGAGCUGUGGGCUCUGCUGAGUGGGUGGGGCUCGUCGCUGGCUCCCGGCGUGGAGCUGCGUGAAAGACGACAUGGAAGGAGAGGGAAGAGCCACCUGGUACUUGCACACCCCGCCACCGCCUCUUCUGAAAUUCCAUCCCCCUCUGCUUGGGGGGAGUGCAUCGUUUUUCCUUUUCCUUCUCACUUUUGCAUGUUUUUACUGAUUAUUCAAUAUGCUAACUGUUCUCAGCCCUGAGCCUUGAAGAGAGGGGGGCUUCCAGCCUUCCUCCACUCAGACUUAGAUGUUCUCUGGAGAUGAAACUCUUAAACGCUUUGUAUAUUUUCUCAAUUAGAUCUCUUUUCAGAAGUGUCUGUAGAAUAAUAAAAAUCUUUUACUUCUGA